Molecule: messenger RNA, 4511 nt
Organism: Anneissia japonica
Lineage: Eukaryota; Metazoa; Echinodermata; Crinoidea; Comatulida; Comatulidae
Product: ileal sodium/bile acid cotransporter-like
Cellular component (GO): membrane
Source: RefSeq, a predicted model, not a curated record
GUGGCAUACGGCUUCUGUCUGCUCUACCGUCUCGAAGAUGACUAUGCAAUUGGAGUGGUAUUGGGGGCGUCUUGUCCUGGUGGAGGCCUUAGCAACAUUGCGUGCGUGCUAAUCGACGCAGAUGUUGUCCUUAGCAUCGUGCUCACUUUCAGCACCACAGUACUGGCUCUUGGUAUGAUGCCUCUGUGUCUUUGGGUCUACACGUCGCCGUUUACAGACGACGAAACAUUUCCUGUACCUAUACGCGAUAUCGCCAUCGCACUUGGUGCCCUCAUAAUUCCAUUAGCAAUCGGCGUCAUAAUUCGCAAACAGAGGCCAGAAUGGGCUAAUAAGAUCCUGAAAAUCUUGCGGCCAUUUUGUAUAAUUGUUUUCCUUAUUUUAGCAGUUUUUGGAACAUUAUCAUCAAGGUACAUUUUCUCGGUGUCGGAUCGAGAUAUGAUUCUAUGUACAUUUAGUUUCACGACGUGUGGGUUCUUAAUCGGUCUCAUCGCGGGAAAAAUAUGCUGUCGCACCAUCGUCCAAUCUAAGACUGUUGCUAUAGAAACAGGUAUUAAGAACUCUGCGUUAGCUCUCGGCAUCAUAGCAAUCGUGUACCCGAAGCCAGACGCGGAUAUUCUUACAGCCGUCGUUCUCUGGUAUGCGGCUGCUCAAUUCUUUUUGAUUCUUGCAAUGGCCGUUGUUUACGCGAUUACAACAAGAGAAUGCUAUAAGAAAAGAUGCGGCAGUAAAAUCAAAAGCGCCGAUGGCGGUGACGAUAACGAUUCAGAGAAGGGAUCACGUAACGAUUUAAAUAAAGACGAUGACGGAGUAUUCACUGUCACCAAGGAUCCACACAGAGUCAACGAUGCUAUCACUGCCUAUGACGAUUAUGCAGAACGCAAAGGUACUAACGAGGAUGACGUAGCCCCCGUGAAAACUAAACCAAAGAAGAAGAAAAAGAAACGAUCGACAGCGGAGGGAAGCGAAACAGCCGCCGCGGCAAGCAGUUUUCAGAGUGAGGCUAGCGAGACAACAGCACCGAAGAAGAAACAGAAGAAAAGAAAAAGGAAGAAAAAGAAGAAGAAAGUUUCCGAGGAUGAUACAGAAGAAUAUGAGGAGACUACACCGAGAAGUCUCCCGCCAAUUAAAACAGUCAGCAAUAGGAUCCGCCAGGAGGAGGCGUUAACGUAUUACAACGACUCAUUCAAAAAUGAUGACGAAUUAUGAUGUGCAUGCGUUACGAGGAUGACGUCACAAUUACGUAAACUAUUAGCACAAAGGCUAAAUAUUGAAAAUAUUUUUCUUAUACUCGUUUUAUAUUUUUUUUAACGAGUGAUCCUCGAUAUUAUAUAGUUUAUUAUUUAAAGUAAGUUUUGAUAUUUAGAUACAAAAUUUUAUAUAAAUGAUAUAGAACACAAAGCAAUGGUUCUUCGGAUAAUGACCCCAAUAAAUGUCAAGGUAUUUUGCCGCGACCCUUUCCUAAACGUGGGUUUAUCCUCUAACGGUGGGAGCUAGGAGGAUGCGCAUAAUGCUGAUGAGAUCCAGAUGGGUGCCCCCGGGAAGGGGGCUCUAAUGUGGCCGCCUAUAAACCUCCGAAGUAUAUUUCAGACCAGGUACUCAUUGUAUAACUUACCUGAGUGCCACACAGUCGGGAAUUGAACCCGUUUUAUCAGCAUGAUAGGUGAGUGUCUUAACAGCUCGACCAUUGCGACUAAUUACAGAAUAUUGAUGACGUUUUGUAGAACACGUGAUAUACAACAGGUGACUACUGAAUGCUUAUUAUGUCCAUAGGACUUUUGGUUUUUCUGUUUUUAAGCUGUAUAUAUCAAAGAUACGAUCAUACAAUGAAGUUUUACUUGUAUCAGUACAUAAUGUAAUAGUAUCAAAAUGCCUAUCCCUUUUUGCAAAAUAAAUUAUUUAAUAAGUAUCGUCGCGCUACUUCACAUCAAAUCAAGUAUGCUGAAUUAAUGAGUAUUAUAUUUUUUCAGCAUACAUCGGAUUAUAAAUGUAUGCCGAAACUUAGCUAUGGCAUUUGCCCUAUAUAUGAAGACAAAAUUUUUAAUUAUUCAUUGAUGUGAACAUACACGCCUUAAUCUGCGCGCGCUUCUCGUGUACUUUACUUCAUCACAGACCUACUAAAUUUAUCCGUCCAGUCGAAGAAGCGUGCGCAUAACGUAUACAUUCCAAUCGAUCAGUGGCUGAAAUAAAAUGGCACGCGACAACUGCAUGCUCUCAAUGAGCAACAUUGUGUGUAUUUAACGCGUGUGCGGUCUUGCGUGUGUAUGUGUGUGUGUGUGUUUUUUUUUAUCGAUUCCGUAAUGAAGCAAAUUAUGAAAAUGAUUAAAUAAUAGUUGUAACUUUUAUGAAAAUGCGCGAUGUUUGUAUAUUUUAGAAAUAUAAAUAUAGAGUUUUAAUUUCAUACUUGAGAGAUUAGAGUGUCAGCCUGAAGACAUUAAAAGGGUAUCGAUACAUUCCGCACACUAUUUUACAUUCUAUUGCUGAAUAAGGCAUCACGUGCAAUGGUGACCCGUCCAUGUGUGGAGCGCCCGCCACGCGUGGCAGACGUAGCUUUAAACGUGUGUAUUAAGUAAAUAAUAAUAUUCAAAAAUUGUGUGCAGUGAUUUUCUCUAUAAAUGACUCCACUAUGUGGUUAAGCAGGCGUAGGACUAGAAUAUUUGUAUUAAAAAAAUAGAGUUAUGGGUCAGGAAUUCGAGUUGUUUUUCCGCCUCGUGUCUCAGCGAUCCGAAAGCACUUGUAUAGAAAACAUCGCGCCUUGUUGUUUACACAGUGCGGUUUCCUGUUUUGCUUACUGCUGUAUUAUCAUUAUUGUACAUCACGGUCGUUCGAUAUAAACAUGGUAAAAUUUAAUGGGGGUAUAAUAUAUGAGGCUGAAGGUAAGAACGAGACUAAUAGGGGCCUAUAGUAAAUAGUCUUCUUAUAAAACGCAAAUUAUGCAGUGUUGUUUUUACGGAGUGCCAAUGAGAGAAAAUACCUGACUAGUCUGCUAGGCCUAUAUAAGUCAAAUGCUGCUGAAAUACAAAUGAUUGUACUUGAAUUUUCUACAAAUUGUUUUCUGUAACAUGAAAUACACAUUUGUUAAGUGCACUUGUUUUAUAUGUUAGUAUUAUACAAUAAGUAUUAAUGUCUGUCCAGAUUAUCAAAGGAGAUUUGGCAAAAAAAAUAUUGUAUGCCAUGUCAUCCUGACCAUAUUUGGAGACUCGGACAUGCCAUAUGUUUUUUUUUUCAAAUAAAACUUUUCAAAUGUCAUUACAAAGUGUACUAUGAAAAUUUAAACAAUGACGUUAUUGGAUACUAUCUUAUUGUAACUACGAAAACAAAUCCGAGUAUUUGUUUUAGUCUGGUAUUACAUUUUUAAGGGCAACAUUUAUUAGAUAGUAUAAUACAUACAGUACUCCAAGUAUCGCAGUGCACGCCAUCGACACGAUGGCGUACGUGCAUUUCGAUACUUGGAGUAUGUAUUAUUAGGGAACAGUGGUAUUAUACUAUCUUAUCUGAGAUUAAUCAGUGGACCUUUCGGUUAAUUGUUUAUUAAUGAAUCACAUCCGCAAAUGCCAUGAUGUAAAGCAACUAUAGUAGUGUAGUCUAUGCCUACUAUCACCAAACAGACAAAAAUGACUAACUAAUAAUAAUCUUGGUACGAAUAUUGGAACAAUUGGUAACAAAUGUUGAAAAUGUUGGUCUACGUACACUCAUUGAGAUUGCUGUUUUGGUGCUGCUUCGGAAAAUACGCCAUAUUGUAAAACAACAUCAUGAAAUGCAGAAGUUAUGUUUUAGAUAGGCCUAUCUACUGAAUUGUAGAUUAAUAUGGAGUUUUUACAAGUUUACGAAAACGAUAACGAAUAUGGUUACGUCAUAUAAGUAGGCACCCCUUCACCUUCAGUAGCAUAGGGCCUAGCUUUCACAACGUAGGCGAUUCAUCAGUGCUUUUUGCAUGAUCAAGGAUCAUAAUCAGCUCGUACAACUUAUUGUCAAAAAUGGUUUAGGCACGAAUGACGAAAAUGAUAAUGACGUAUUCGUAAGUUUGCGAAAUCGCCCUAAUAACAUCAGAAAUAAAAGGAGUUUAUGCAUUGUUUUUUUUUUUAUCUACAAAUGAGCAUUUUAAAACGACACAGGUCGACAACAAUCAAUAAAGACAUUUAGCCUAAGUACUGUGAUAUACGAUGAUAUUGUGUUGCACUGGAAGGAAAAUGGCAGCAGAUUACUAAUAUCUAUGAUAAAUGAGUUUCUCGUGCACACAAUAUAACAUAAACUAACAAAGUGUACACAGUUGGGACAAUUACCGCUUUACACUUGUUUACCUCGCGUGAAUUUUUCUUUUGGUCGUUGUGCAGCGUUUUUACUGUACAGUAUGCAGUACUUUUGUUGUCGCUCAUAUAUAGACUGAACGCCUCAUCAAAUUCAUGUGUGCAGCUGAUACCAUGGAGAUAUAAAAAUAUUUUUAUACCUCCAUGCUGAUACUAAGCUACUGUACAAUACAUCGUGCAUUGAUUAUUAUUAAAUGAAUCAGCUAA